AUUUUUAUACGGGAAUGUCAACAAUGCGAUCGCGAUCCUGCAAUAUUUUACAUAGUUGUCGUGUUUGCUUCGCUGCGACUUCCGGUCGUUCGGUUGUCGGUAUUUUGCGAUGUAAACAUUAUCUAGUUUUUGAAUUCGGUUGUGUUUAGCCUAGUUAUAGGGAAUGAAGUGUGUUCGAGGCGCUUUCGUGCUGUUAAUUUCGCCUGAGUGUGCAGUGCUUACUGGGAUGGCGCAAUUUUCGAAAGACGCGGUAUAGUAUCGUUCGCCCGCGAUACGCUUCAGUCGCGUUUGUGGCUGCAUGCGAUUUGACGUAUUCUGCGCGUUGUGAUGUCACUUGACAGCUUGUUUUAUGAAAUGUCAAACGUUUUACAUGUUAGGCGCGAGUGAAUAAUAAACAAAUUGACUGUGUUACUAAUUGAUAUUUACACGGUGUGAUAGUUUUCUGUGUGCUAUGGACUGUUAUUAUUCAAAAUUUUAUCCAAGACCGAGCGGCGCGCUCGCAGCCGGCACCAUUGCGUCUCCGUGGAGCACGCCGGCCGGCGCGCCCGACACCAAUGGAUCGGGCGGCGCUGACGCCAAGCAUCUCGAUGUCGGAGACGCUAGUGACGAUGAGAAGGACAUGUCGGCGGCGGACGCGGAGGGCGUCUGGAGUCCCGACAUCGAACAGAGCUUCCAAGAGGCGCUGGCGAUAUACCCGCCCUGUGGACGACGCAAAAUUAUUCUCUCCGACGAGGGCAAGAUGUACGGAAGGAACGAGUUAAUAGCGAGGUAUAUUAAACUAAGGACAGGCAAAACGCGUACGAGAAAACAAGUCUCGUCACACAUACAGGUGCUAGCUAGGCGAAAACUACGAGAAAUUCAAGCCAAACUUAAAGUGCAAUUUUGGCAGCCAGGCCUACAAGCCGGCACAUCACAGGAUGUGAAGCCUUUCCCCGGUGCGGGCUACAAAGGCGUCCCCGGUGUCGGAGGCGUCGGAGUGCCGAGCGGCACCGACGUGGCGCCGCCGCCGCCCUGGGAGGGACGCGCCAUCGCCACACACAAACUGAGACUCGUAGAGUUCUCCGCCUUCGUCGAGCAUCCCCGGGAUCCUGAUACGUACCCACCGAGCACGGCGCCGGCGCAACAUCUCUUCGUUCACAUAGGCGGUACGGUCACAUACGCGGAUCCUUUAUUAGAGUCAGUAGACGUUCAGCAGAUAAACGACAAAUUCCCUGAGAAGAAGGGCGGUCUGAAGGAACUGUACGAGAAAGGUCCGAGGAACGCCUUCUUCCUGGUCAAGUUCUGGGCGGAUCUCAACACGAACAACCUCGACGACCCCGGCGCCUUCUACGGCGUCACUAGUGUAUACGAAAGUAAUGAGAACAUGACGAUAACGUGUAGCACGAAAGUGUGUUCGUUCGGGAAGCAGGUGGUCGAAAAGGUGGAAACUGAAUACGCCCGGUUCGAGGGCGGUCGCUUCGUGUACCGCAUCCACAGGUCGCCGAUGUGCGAGUACAUGGUCAACUUCAUACACAAACUGAAACAUCUGCCCGAGAAGUACAUGAUGAACAGCGUACUAGAAAACUUCACUAUACUACAGGUAGUUUCAAACCGAGACACGCAAGAGACAUUACUGUGCGCCGCGUUCGUAUUUGAAGUGUCGAACAGUGAGCACGGGGCGCAGCAUCACAUCUACAGGCUCGUCAAAGAUUGAACCGCCCAGGGGCCCGACGCUCCGCCUUGAGAUUCCAUUCCCGACAGUGCCGGAUCGAACACGAGUGUCAAACGUAAACGAAAUCGACUAAAACUUGGUAGUCGAUUCGAUGUCGUAACUCGUUAACAGCACAUUAUCAACUAAAUCAUCGACUAAACAGAUCUCGGUGCCAAAACAUAUGAAAUAUCGAUUUCACAUGCGGUAGUCGAUUUUAAAUAUCGAUAUCUUAGUAUUCCGUGUGCUACAAUUCGUUCGUUUUAUACAUCCCUAACUUUCAGUUUACAGUUUUUUUUUUAUUUAUUUAUCGAUUCGGAUAAAGUGUUAUUAUUGUACGGUGCCUAUUAUUUUUAUUUGAAUCACAUCGAAAUACAAAUACGUUAGAGACAUUUGUGUUCGUGAUUUAAAAAAAAAAAGAAAGAAAUGACGUGGAAAUAACAUAGAACAAUAAGAUAUAAUUACGAAAAUUAUACGAAUUUGGACAAUCUAAUUGGAAACUAGAGAGACAUUAACAAUAAUUUUUAUUAAUUAAACGUAAGACUGAUCGGACGUAGUAAAACGAAUUGUUCAAAUGGAAGUUUAUUUUUAAAGAUAUUAAAAGACGUUUUAUCGUGUUACAGACUUAACAAAAACGUUCGGUCAGUGAGUGAAUGAUAUUGAAUGUUACCAACCACGUCUAAAUGUAAGUGAGCACAAAAAUCAAAAAGUUAGCGAUUAAUUGAAAACACAAAAACGUUUGGUUCGUAUUUUCAUGGUCGUAAAGUUUAUAAUUGCCAAUUUUAAUUAAUAACGCUAAUUAAGUGCUCGCUCUACGAUCAACGGCAUUACAAAAUAUGAACAGGAAACGAAAACAUAUUAUAGAUUUGAGCCUAAAAUAGCAAAAUGUGAUCUGAGAAUAACGCUACAAGUAUUUUUGUAAUUAAAUGUUUAUUGUAUAGCUCAAUUUUUUAAUACUGUCUUUAGUCAUAGUUCACUGAACUGUUUCAUAAAGCCUCAAUUAUUAUAUUCUAAAUCAAUUUAUGGUUGAAAACUGUUUUACUUUCGUAUACUGGCCACUAGAAGAAAUUAAAAAAAAUAAUAAAAAAAACAUUCAGAAUAAAACGUCGGCACAGAUAAAGCAAACUAUCCGAAAAUAAUAUUACAUAAUCUGAACUUGAACUUAUAAUUUAAUUCAGGCCGUCAAUAAAAUUUACUAAGUUAUUGGGCAAUAUAUACUAAAAUAUAUAUGUCACUGGUAUUCUAUGAAACAGAAUCGUGAACUAUACGUUGUUUUAAUACAUUUCUUAGUCUUUCUAAAUCAUGUUUUUAAUUGAUUUCGAGUACUUUUAUUUUGAAAAAAAAAAUCACGAGAGUAACAAUAAUUAAUAUACAAUUAGGUACAUUAAAGAUAUGAGAUGUUCAAUAUACAUAUUGUAAAAUAAAGUAUCUCUUAUAAGGAAUUAAAAAAAAAGUUAUUGAAUUGAAUACACACAGUGCCUCUAUAAUUAUGUUACAUUAACAUAAAUUACUUGAGCGUGUUUAGUCUUUUCACUGUAUUUGUUUAAAGAAUUUAAUAGAGUAUUGCUGCAGUGAAAAGAUUAAAUUUAGACAUUUUUAGUGUAGUCUUUACCCUGAAUAAAUAGUUGUAUUAAUGAUUAUAUGACUGUUGAGGAUGUGUCUAAAAUUUUUUUAUUUGUUGUGCCUGUGGCACGUUUUUGUCGCUUCGUUUUUAUUCGAAAUUUAAAUGCACCAAUGAGGUUUUGUCACUCGGUCUAGUGCUGUCUUCGUCUGAUUCGUUUGAUUAAGAGGCGAUACGAAUAGAAAAAAAAAAUCAUCUAUUUUUGAUAAGAUGUAACAACUGUCACUGUCAUUUGAUUGUCAAAAUAAGCGACUUAAAGAAAAUACAUAUUGUCGUACUGAGUUAUUAAAAACAAUAACAAUACGCCUCUUACGUUCUUUUAUAAGUUUUUUCUCUUCAUUUAGUACUUUUGAUAUUGCCUUUAAUUAUAGUUAUUUUUUUUUAUAAUUUGCAAUUUCGAAAUGUAAGUAAGAUAGACCUAUAGAUGUAAUUUGCCGAUAAAUUUAUUGAAGUCUUUGCCACACUGAAGCGAUUCGAUGUUUGUUGUUUUAUGUGAAUAAUCUCAAAAUUAUAUUCUAGCACGUUUUCAGAAUCUGCCGAGAAAUUGAAGAUGUUUAUCAUAUUAAUUAAUAAAUAUUAAUAAUAUAUUUAUUUUUGAAUAAUAACCUCCUGAAUAUGUAUAUAUUUAUUGACUAUUGCGCCUUGAUUGAUCGUCUCGUUGCUCUUAUAGAUAACGCGAUUGUAACUCUUCAUGCCAAAAGACCGUUUGUCUUCGUUGGUGCUUAAAUAACCCAGUGAAUUGGAUAUCGCACCAGUCAGUUUCUUUGUUAAAGACACUUUGUGUUCACUGUGCUUAGUGCGAGUUUUUUAACGUUCUCGAUAGCGUAAAAGUAACUCAAAUUUGUAUGGAGUUGGAACAGCGCCCCUAGCGGCAAUCGUAGGCAAACGUCCCAACUUCAUACAAAUUUGAUUUAACUUUUACGCUAUCGCGAACGUUAAAAAACUAAGCACAGAGAUUCGCUUAAUCAUGUUACUUCUAUGUUUCCGGUAGCCUUUUCCUAAGUUCUGGAUUGGGUAUAUCGAAUGUAGAACCAUAGCUCAUAUUUAAAAUGAUAAGAAAUAAAAAUUAUUUCACUUCAGAACGUCACCUAUUUCUUUAACUGUUGCUCACUUUAUUUGCUUCUAACGCACUCUCCUGUUUUUAACUUUAUAUAUUAAUACACGAAAAUAAGUAUAUAUUUGAGAUAUGAGUAGAAUCAAAAUGAAAAUUGGCAGCUAACAACAGACUUUUCAAAAACAAAGGCGGAUUCAGAAUUCUGUUUUCAAAGUACAAAGUGCACAUUUAAACUAAACUUAAUGUAUUUUUUUUUUUUGAAACGAUUUAUUUAAAUGCGGCAAUUUUUAAGUGGCAAUUGAUUUGAUCUCUCUUUUAGUCAAAUAUUUUUUAGGGUACUCCCGUUAUCGCGUGCGCGUUCGCUCAUUUUAAUUUUAAACCGAUGUUUUUAAUUAAUUCGUGCAUUAUUAAAAUGAAUAGGCCUUUAGUUAUAACAAGACAUGCGGUAAGAAAAUAUCUUUAGAUAAUUAAAUGAUAAGAGAUUUUUUUGUAUUUAUUUAAUAGAUUUAUAUUAGAUAAAUUGUAAAGUAAACGUAGCCUUAAGGAUAUUUUUUUUUUAAAUAUGGCGAUGGUCGUUCAACAUUUUCAGUGACGUUUUCACUGUAGUACUUAAGAGGAACUUAAUUUUUCUUUUCGUUGCGGUAAAUAUAUCUUUGUGUAAAUGUUUUUACAGUUUCUUUUUUGACAGCAAAUUUUAGCUGGAAUUUUGUAUAACGUUGUUCAGACGCAAGCGUGAAAGAUCUGCACCGUUGUGAUUAUGAAUGUUAUAAUGAUGUACUCAAACGAGAUUAAAACAAUGAGUUUAAGUUGGAUUUAUGCGGUUCAUAUUGUUUUGAAGAUAAUUGCAAUAUUUAGUUUUGGCAACUCUACGGUUUUUUUUAAAUAGCAACACUAGACGUCAAAGCUAUUAGUUUAACAGGUUGUUGACCCGAGGCAUAACAGCUACAAGCGAGUUCAAUACUAGAGAUAGAUCACUGAAUUAUUGAUAUUUUUGAAAGUAGCAAGCUUUGGAAGCUUUUAAACAAUUUGUUCAAUGAGAGUAGUGCAGAUUUGAAUCUGUUAUACCAGCCGUAGAGUUGUCCGUAAAUAAUUUAGGUGUUAUGUAUUUGUAAAUAUAUGAAUAUGUGUUAGUGCAUUUCUCUGAGUUGAUUGUUUGUACAAGACUUUCAUAUCGACAAUCUGCCAUAUCAACACGAGAAAUAAAUAGUCGUUCGUUUUGAAGGAAUCAUUUAAAUCGAAUACACCUUAUUGUGUACGAAGUUUUAUUGUAAAAUAAAUUUAAUAUUGUUUUUAUUUUUUCUGUUGAAUUUUAAGUGAUUUCUAUCAACUUCGGACGACCGUGUACAGUAUUUUAAAUUUAAAACAAUACGUUAAAGAUUUGUAUGAAAAAAUUUAAUUAUAUUGUCUUCAUAAAA
Bombyx mori (domestic silkworm) is the source of this 5777-nucleotide messenger RNA. It is a transcript of the gene scalloped, whose product is annotated as transcriptional enhancer factor TEF-1. Gene Ontology annotation, biological process: hippo signaling; regulation of transcription by RNA polymerase II; embryonic organ development. Gene Ontology annotation, molecular function: DNA-binding transcription factor activity, RNA polymerase II-specific; RNA polymerase II cis-regulatory region sequence-specific DNA binding. The transcript is spliced from 11 exons. The record is from RefSeq and is a predicted model, not a curated record. The coding region runs from base 452 to 1693 and encodes 413 amino acids. NCBI's taxonomy places the organism in Eukaryota, Metazoa, Arthropoda, Insecta, Lepidoptera, Bombycidae. Gene Ontology annotation, cellular component: transcription regulator complex.